AUGACCGAACGACCACCGCGCGAUCGAAAAACAUGCCGAAAUAGGAAUUCGCGGAAGAAGGUGGUGUGCAGUGUGACUGGUCUGACGCUACAUCAGAAGGCGUUGUUGACGCGGAAAUGGAAUCGAAUGGAAUCCAGCACAGUGUACGAAUUGGGAAGACGGAUGUUCGAGUGCAUUUUCACUGAGAAUCCCCAUUAUCUAGCCUACCUGGAUCUCAAAGGAGAAACCAACUGA
This is a messenger RNA of Cooperia oncophora, 234 nucleotides long. Lineage: Eukaryota; Metazoa; Nematoda; Chromadorea; Rhabditida; Trichostrongylidae. The record is from the annotation of a GenBank genome assembly.